CCCGUUAAUGAACUCCGGUUCCAAAAACCCCAACCCAUUCAACACAUACCCGACCCCUACGACGCCACCCAAUGGCCAAAGGCUUGCAUUCAUCAGAAACUACACGAAAACUACUUAAACCCUGAAAUGAGCGAAGACUGUCUAUACCUCAACAUAUGGUCUCCAUCGGAACCUAAACCUACCGGUGCUCUCAUGCCAGUCAUGUUUUGGAUACAUGGAGGUGCCAUGCAGUUUGGGUCAUCCGUCGAAAAGUGGUAUUCCGGUCAAGCGUUAGCAGCUAUAGGUGACGUAGUAGUCGUCACCAUCAACUACCGGCUCAACAUAUUUGGUAUGCUAUAUACCGGUGCCAAACAUACCGGUGCCCCCGGCAAUAUGGGUCUUUGGGAUCAGGCGCUGGCACUCCAGUGGGUGGUCGACAAUAUAUCCUCAUUUGGUGGCGAUCCCCAUAAUAUUACUGUGUUUGGUCAGAGCGCCGGUAGUAUGUCGACCAGCGUUCACAUACUGUCGCCCAUAACCCGACACCUCUUUCAGAGGGCUAUUAUGAUGUCCGGCGCCGCCACUAAUAACGUAUGCACUCCUCAGACACUUGAGAGGGAAUGGUAUAAACGGGCCGUUAAUACCGGUUGUGGUGAUAGUGAUCCCAAUUCACAGGAAUUCACACCACAUAUGAUUGAGUGCCUACAGAAAGCACCGGUAGCUCAACUACUGAAAGCGGUCGGCCCCCAACUGACUGCUUGUGAACUGGAUUUCCUGGUGGACGGACAGUUCAUUCCCAGGAAUCCCAUCGAAAUGAUAAAGUCGGGCGACUAUCGUCAGGACUUGGAUCUACUGAUAGGAACGGUAGCCAACGAGGGUACUAUGGUUAUGGCGUUUUAUAUGGACCCUGUUAAGUUCAAUCGGUUCAAACCCCAGCCCAUAACCUAUGGGGAGGCCUACAAUUAUGUCGAGCAGUUAAUGUAUUUCUAUCCCCGACUCGUAAACAUUAGUUAUAGUAUCGAUGGACAGGCAGUGGCCGACCUGUACUUCGACGCAUUGGACAGACCGUCGAAGUACAGGUCGGCCACUGCCUGUCCAUCGAUACUAUAA
This is a messenger RNA of Oppiella nova, 1086 nucleotides long. The record is from the annotation of a GenBank genome assembly. NCBI's taxonomy places the organism in Eukaryota, Metazoa, Arthropoda, Arachnida, Sarcoptiformes, Oppiidae.